Lolium perenne is the source of this 1022-nucleotide messenger RNA. Its product is annotated as replication factor A protein 1. The record is from RefSeq and is a predicted model, not a curated record. NCBI's taxonomy places the organism in Eukaryota, Viridiplantae, Streptophyta, Magnoliopsida, Poales, Poaceae.
CAAAAAGUCAAAGUUAGAUUAUGGGGUGCCAAAUCUGAACUAAUUGAUGCCAGGUCAACAGGAGAUGUCAUUAUAAUUACAUCUACAACAGUCAAGAAAUAUGGAAGAUAUUCUCUAUCGUCAAAUAGUGCAACUCAAGUGUAUAUUAAUUUGCCUAUUCCUGAGACUAUGGAUAUACAGAACAGCAUCUGUUCCCAGGAAAAUAAUACGAAAGAAUUCCAUAUGGAGGAAGGGCAUCUAAAAGGGACAAUGGAAGAGCAAAUGAGCUAUAACAGAAAAACUUUACAAGAGUUAAAUGAUAUUAUAUUUAGCUCAUCAAAUCAGGGAAGAAUAUUUACCGUGGAGGCAGUAAUUGAUGAAGUUAAUACAAGAUAUAGCUGGUACUACAUAUCAUGUAGCAAAGAUAACUGCAAGAAGCAACUUGAAAAGAAAAAUGAUCACUAUUACUGCAGCAAAUGUGAUAGGAAAGCUGAAGCCAAACCAAGAUAUAAGGUGAAGCUUGAAAUAAGUGAUCCAACUGCAUCUGCAUCUUGCGUUCUUUUUGAUAAAGAAGCUCAACAGUUAAUCAAUGAGCCGGCAGAAAACAUGGUUGUGUCAUCUUCCAAUGAAAGUAAUGAGCUUCCAAGACCAAUCCAAGCGAUCUGUGGGAAGAUGAUAAUUUUUCAGUUCCGAUUGACGGACUACAAUUUUGAAAGCUGUAGACCAGACUACACAGUAUCAAAAAUAUUUCUCUUGGAUGACAAAAUUUCAUCUAUGAAGAUUGAGAAUCAUGAUAAGAGAAACUCGAAGAAAACUUCCAAAUGUGUUGUCAUUAAAAAGGAGCCCAAAGAAGAUAUUGAAGAUGUAGAUAUAUGCGAAGAUGAUGAUGAUGAAGAAGAAGCAUUCAAAGUGAUACGCAGGAGUAAAAGGAUAGAAAGGAAUCAGAAGCAUGUUGUUCAUCUUGAUGAAGAUGAAGAAUCGGGAGUCCAAUUCAACAGCCAAAGGUCGAGAAAAAGACGAGCCUAGCAAAUAUUGGUGACGGA